CCGCCAAAACCAACUUCCAAAUGCUCCCGAUCUCUCCAUAUUCUUCAUGAAGCCAAGCAUUCCACCAUCUACAGCUCGGGUUUAUAUAAACCCCUUCUUCUCCUCUCUGCUUCUCAGAAUAACACAAGAGCUUUGAUUUCUCUGCAAGUUGAAUUCUCUGGUUCUACGCGAUUAAUCAGCGUUUGAUUUUGGGCGGAAAUUUUACAUACAGAAAUGGCGGACGUUCAGAUGGGUGAAAGCGAGACUUUCGCCUUCCAGGCGGAGAUUAACCAGCUUCUCAGUCUCAUUAUCAAUACUUUUUACAGUAACAAAGAAAUCUUCCUUCGGGAACUCAUCAGCAACUCCUCUGAUGCGUUGGAUAAGAUUAGAUUUGAGAGUUUGACCGACAAGAGCAAGCUGGAAUCGCAGCCGGAGCUCUUCAUCAGGAUUGUUCCUGACAAGGUUAACAAAACUCUUUCGAUUAUUGACAGCGGUAUUGGCAUGACUAAAGCAGAUUUGGUGAAUAAUUUGGGUACAAUUGCAAGGUCUGGGACGAAAGAGUUCAUGGAGGCACUGCAGGCCGGUGCUGAUGUCAGUAUGAUUGGUCAGUUUGGUGUUGGUUUUUACUCUGCUUAUCUGGUGGCUGAGAAGGUUGUUGUGACAACUAAGCACAAUGACGACGAACAAUAUGUUUGGGAGUCCCAGGCUGGUGGUUCUUUCACUGUAACUCGGGAUGUCAGUGGUGAGCCAUUGGGCAGGGGGACUAAGAUUACACUUUUCCUCAAAGAUGACCAGCUGGAAUACUUGGAAGAGAGGAGAAUAAAGGAUCUGGUUAAGAAGCAUUCUGAGUUUAUAAGCUACCCAAUCUACCUCUUGGUUGAAAAGACUACGGAGAAAGAGGUCAGUGAUGAUGAAGAUGAGGACACCAAAAAGGAAGAGGAGGGUGAUGUAGAGGAAGUUGAUGAGGAUAAAGAGAAAGACAAAAAGAAAAAGAAGAAGAUAAAGGAAGUAACCCAUGAAUGGCAGCAAAUCAACAAACAGAAACCUAUCUGGCUCCGGAAGCCUGAAGAGAUUACCAAGGAGGAGUAUGCUUCGUUCUACAAGAGUAUAACUAAUGACUGGGAGGAUCACCUUGCUGUGAAACACUUCUCUGUUGAAGGGCAGCUUGAAUUUAAGGCUAUCCUCUUUGUGCCAAGGAGGGCUCCAUUUGAUCUGUUUGACACAAGGAAGAAGAUGAACAACAUUAAACUGUAUGUCAGGAGGGUAUUCAUAAUGGAUAAUUGUGAGGAGCUAAUCCCUGAGUACCUUGGUUUUGUGAAGGGUGUGGUGGAUUCUGAUGAUCUUCCACUCAAUAUUUCGCGUGAAAUGCUUCAGCAGAACAAGAUUCUCAAGGUCAUCAGGAAGAACUUGGUGAAGAAGUGCAUUGAGAUGUUCUUUGAAAUUGCAGAGAACAAAGAGGACUACAACAAGUUCUAUGAUGCCUUCUCCAAGAACAUCAAAUUAGGCAUCCAUGAAGACAGCCAGAACAGGGCUAAACUUGCUGAUCUGUUGAGGUACUACUCUACAAAGAGUGGUGAUGAGAUGACCAGCUUGAAGGACUAUGUGACAAGGAUGAAAGAGGGUCAGAAGGACAUAUACUACAUCACUGGUGAAAGCAAGAAAGCAGUUGAGAAUUCCCCAUUUCUGGAGAGGCUCAAGAAGAAGGGAUAUGAGGUGCUUUUCAUGGUUGAUGCUAUUGAUGAAUAUGCCGUUGGUCAAUUAAAAGAAUAUGACGGGAAGAAGCUAGUCUCAGCAACCAAAGAAGGCCUGAAGCUCGAUGAAGAAUCAGAAGAAGAGAAAGAGAAGAAGGAAGAGAAAAAGAAAUCGUUUGAGAACUUGUGCAAGGUGAUCAAAGACAUUCUUGGGGACAAAGUGGAAAAAGUUGUCGUUUCAGACAGAAUUGUGGACUCUCCUUGCUGCUUGGUUACUGGAGAGUAUGGCUGGACCGCAAACAUGGAGAGAAUUAUGAAAGCUCAGGCGCUCAGAGACAGCAGCAUGAGUGCUUACAUGUCCAGCAAAAAGACAAUGGAGAUUAAUCCAGACAAUGGAAUCAUGGAGGAGCUGAGAAAGAGGGCCGAGGUCGACAAAAAUGAUAAGUCAGUGAAGGAUUUGGUGCUGCUGCUCUAUGAAACUGCCUUGUUGACCUCUGGUUUCAGCCUUGAUGAUCCAAACACGUUCGCUGCAAGGAUCCACCGGAUGCUGAAGCUGGGUCUCAGCAUUGAUGACGAUGAGACUGCCACUGAUGAUACUGAGAUGCCUGCACUGGAGGAGGAUGCUAAUGAGGAAAGCAAGAUGGAAGAAGUUGACUAAGAUAAAUUGCUCCUGUGAAAAAAUAAUAUAAUAAUAGUCAAUUGCGAUCUGGUUGUUUUGUUUCUUCACAUGCGUCUGCUCGUUUGUGUCUUUCGAUAGGCUCAGGUGAGGUUUAUGAUGCUUUUGCCUUGUAUCUAAUACAUAAAUAUGUAUGGUAAAAUAAUAACUGGAUUUGGUAGUUCUAUAGAAAAUUGAAGUUGCAUUUCGAA
Molecule: messenger RNA, 2537 nt
Organism: Sesamum indicum (sesame)
Lineage: Eukaryota; Viridiplantae; Streptophyta; Magnoliopsida; Lamiales; Pedaliaceae
Product: heat shock protein 83
Biological process (GO): protein folding
Molecular function (GO): ATP binding; ATP hydrolysis activity; ATP-dependent protein folding chaperone
Source: RefSeq, a predicted model, not a curated record